Messenger RNA from Rubroshorea leprosula, 1193 nucleotides. The record is from the annotation of a GenBank genome assembly. Lineage: Eukaryota; Viridiplantae; Streptophyta; Magnoliopsida; Malvales; Dipterocarpaceae.
GUUUCUUUUGGGCACUGACACCCCCUUUCUCCUUCUUCCUCCCCGUCGCGGCAAGAAAAUGGGAAGCAGAAGCCUCCGCGCAGCUUCAAUCCAAGAUACCAUCACUUCGAUCCACGAAAAUUUCAAGUCUCUGUUUCAUAAUGGAUCUCAAAAUCACUCCUUUAUCACAUUCAUACCUUCCCCAAAACACUCUCGGUUUUCUGUUCGUUGUGCUGUUCGGUUCCGGCCUUGUAUUGAUAUUCACAGAGGGAAAGUGAAACAAAUUGUUGGGUCGACUUUAAGGGACUCAAAGGAUGAUGAAUCAGUUCUUGUGACGAAUUUUGAGUCAGAUAAGUUGGCAGCUGAGUUCGCAAGUUUAUAUAGAGAAGACGGACUUGUGGGUGGUCAUGUAAUCAUGCUUGGAGCCGACCCUUUAAGCAAAGCUGCAGCAAUUGAAGCAUUACAUGCCUAUCCUGGUGGCCUGCAAAUUGGAGGUGGGAUCAACUCGGACAAUUCUUUGAGUUACAUAGAGGAAGGAGCCAGCCAUGUUAUUGUCACUUCAUAUGUAUUUAACAAUGGGCGAAUGGAUCUAGAAAGGCUUAAAGAUCUCGUCCGUGUUGUUGGAAAGCAGAGACUAGUGUUGGACCUUAGCUGCAGAAAGAAGGAAGGCAAAUAUGCAAUUGUCACUGAUAGAUGGCAAAAUUUCACUGAUGUAUACCUUGAUGAGGAAGUGUUGGGAUUUCUUGCUAGCUAUUCGGAUGAGUUUCUGGUUCAUGGUGUCGAUGUGGAAGGCAAAAAGCUGGGAAUUGAUGAAGAGCUUGUGGCAUUACUUGGUAGAUACUGUCCGAUCCCAGUAACUUAUGCUGGUGGUGUCACGGCGGUUGAAGAUUUGCAUAGAAUCAAAGUGGCAGGGUUGGGGCGUGUGGAUGUUACAGUGGGAAGUGCCCUGGAUAUAUUUGGCGGCAAUCUGGGAUACAAAGAUGUAGUUGCUUGGCAUAUCCAGCAGGAAGCAUUGACAGUUUAGUGCCUUAAUUUUCUUCUACGUGGAUGCAGUGGUUGGAUGUGCAUUGUAUAAGCACCGGUUUCUUUCUUUUGUUUGUUUAUUUUUGUACGAAUCUAGUUUUGUGGGGGAUUUAAAGGAGUAUCUCCAUCAGACUUCCAGAGAGAACAGAUGAAAGACAGUUAUGUAACUUAAAUCAAGGUAAUUUUAACUG